Molecule: messenger RNA, 2072 nt
Organism: Lytechinus variegatus (green sea urchin)
Lineage: Eukaryota; Metazoa; Echinodermata; Echinoidea; Temnopleuroida; Toxopneustidae
Product: mitochondrial calcium uniporter regulator 1-like
Exons: 8
Coding region: 13-762 (249 amino acids)
Cellular component (GO): mitochondrion
Source: RefSeq, a predicted model, not a curated record
AAAAUCCUUGCAAUGGCUUAUGGGAUAUUCAAAAUGGCAGCUCCCAUGUCUAAAUUGUCAAUGGUAAAAAAAUUAUUUGACAAGAGUCUGAAAGUCACAGACAGAAGGUUCAUAUCGAAGUAUAUCUCUGAAACAUCUGGAAGUCGAAUUCCUAUCUUAACUUUGUCUGGGUCUCUUUUACACAAAAGGCUCAUGUGUCAAAAUGUAACAACAACAGACAGAAUCUUCAUUGAUACACACAGUGCAGUCAAAGCUUUGGAGAAGAGUGGUUUAACAGUAGAACAGGCUGAAUGUUUGACAGGAAUCUUGAUGAAUAUCAUGGAAAAAAGCACUGAGCUAAAUCAUAAAGAACUUGUAAAUAAACAACAACAGGAAAUGGUGAUACAGCAAGUGAUGUCCCACAUAGCCUCUGUUAAGAAGGACAUGGUGAUCCUAGAAAAAAGUGAAUUCUCUGCUCUUAGAAGUGAGAAUGAGAAAUUGGCAAUAGAAGUCAACCAACUUAGGCAACAAUUAGCUGAUGAAAUCCAAAAGCUUGCCAACACAGUGAAAUUAGACAUCAAUCUCGAGAGGAGUCGAUCAAUAGAGAUGUCUGCAGGGCAGGAACAAGAACUAGAGAAGGUUACCCAAAGGAUACGAACAGAGGUGGCCAACAUGACAGCAAAAUUAGAAGCUACCAAAACAGAUAUGAUCAAAUACUUUGCCGGAACCCUCCUUGGGUGUUUAACGUUAGGUCUUGGUUUUUAUCGCAUCCUUCUCAUGUGACAUCUAGCACCUUGUCUUCCUCCUUGUAAUUAUCCUCACCAAGUAAUUUAAAAUAUCACUGUGCAGCAAUGAGACAGAUGUCAGCAUGUAGUGCCAGUUUGUUAGAUCUUGGCCAAGUAACCCAAUUCCCAGCUUUUGAUGACAGUGGUAAAUUUUAUACUUGAUUACAUUAACAAUCAUGUGUAAUCAAGCGUUCAUGCCAACUGUACAAUCAAUCAUUAAUGUUUGUUUCAUUGCACCUUGGAUACAUAAUAUUGCAUUUUAAGGUUCUUGAUGUCAUAGCAUUUAAUAAAUUAAAAUGUAUGUGCUUUUGUGAUAGACUUCUACUUAGAUGUUGAUAUGAUAACUGACAUUUAAUUUCCUUUUAUUUUUGUACUUGUUUAAGAUUAAUAUGUCUGCCAUUAAUUAACUGUAGUAAAACUUCGAAAGCAUUCAAUGUUUCGCAACACUUGGACAUGCCCACAGCUUUCUGCUGGCAGUACAGUGAUGUUAACAGAUGGAAUACCUAAUUGUAUUUGGUACAUUCGCUCUUUCAAGAAAAACUAGCACUCAUAGAACCAUUUUAUUACGUCUUUUUUCUUAUAAACAUAGUUAAUGUGAUAUUUUUUGCCAAAGCCAUGUCAAAGAUAAUAUGAUGACUUGCCAUACAUAUCAAAGGAGAGAAUAUAAUAAUCUGCCCAAGAACUAGGUUAUUUAGAGGGUACCUUGGAUAGACUACUUUGCAGGGUUUGAGAAUCCUAACCUGCAGUGAUGAUCAAAAUCAUGUAAUUGAAAAAAAUGUCGAAUCAAUCACCAAGAUUAUUUCUAAUUGUUUUGAGCACGUGUAUCACAUAUGAAGUAUUUAAAAAAUAUUUCUGCCUUCCAUAAUUAUGUUGAAUUGAAAGAGAGUAAGAUUAUUGCGUAGAUUCAUGUAUAAAGAAAUACUGUUAUGCUCAGUGGCAGAUAGAGCCACAUUAGAUACAUAGGCCCGUGUUCUGAAGUCAGGUUUAACUUCGACCAUGGUCUAACUCUGUGCUAAAUUAUAGGAAGCCAAACAUUUCAAAAUUUUGUUUGCAUUGAAUGCUUCUCAUGUUAAUAGUGCUCUUCACUAAAUGGUGAAGACAAUUGUCAUACAGUUAAUAAUGCUUUGGGAGUCAAAUGAGCUGAUACAUUGAACCUUGGCCUUCCAUAGUUAAACCACAACUUAAAACCAGAGUUUAAAUUAAACCCAACUUCAGAAUACGGGCCAUCGUGUUUGUGUACAAUAGUGGGCCCCUCCAAAAUAUUGUGUCUAAUCUGGAGAAAGAUCUGUCACUGGUUAUGCUUGCCAU